GGUCAGCAUCAGUUAGUGGAGGUUGGGAAUCCUCCCCUUCUCCCCCGCCUCCUUCCACCUGGCUCCUCCCCGAGUUCGCCAAGCUCCCCUCCCCCUUUCCCCAAGGACAAUCUGCGAGAAAGCCGCGACCGAGGAGAGCUAAGACUGAAAGAGUGGAUCAUGACCAAUGAAGAGCAUCAUGCAGCUAAAACCCUGGGAAUUGGCAAAGCCAUCGCUGUGUUAACCUCUGGUGGAGAUGCCCAAGGUAUGAAUGCUGCUGUCAGGGCUGUGGUUCGAGUUGGUAUCUUUACUGGUGCCCGUGUCUUCUUUGUCCAUGAGGGUUACCAAGGACUGGUGGAUGGUGGCGAUCACAUCAGGGAGGCCACCUGGGAGAGUGUUUCCAUGAUGCUUCAGCUGGGUGGCACAGUGAUUGGAAGUGCCCGUUGCAAAGACUUUCGGGAGAGAGAAGGACGACUCCGAGCUGCUCACAAUCUGGUGAAGCUUGGGAUCACCAAUCUCUGUGUCAUUGGGGGUGAUGGCAGUCUCACUGGGGCUGACACCUUCCGUUCUGAGUGGAGUGACUUGUUAAGUGACCUUCAGAAGGCUGGUAAGAUCACAGCUGAGGAGGCUAAAAAAUCCAGCUUCUUGAACAUCGUGGGCCUGGUUGGUUCAAUUGACAAUGACUUCUGUGGCACUGAUAUGACCAUUGGCACUGACUCUGCCCUGCACCGGAUCAUAGAGAUUGUAGAUGCCAUCACCACUACUGCUCAGAGCCAUCAGAGGACAUUUGUGUUAGAAGUAAUGGGCCGCCACUGUGGAUACCUGGCCCUUGUCACCUCUCUGUCCUGUGGUGCCGACUGGGUUUUUAUUCCUGAAUGUCCACCAGAUGAUGACUGGGAGGAACACCUUUGUCGCCGGCUCAGUGAGACAAGGACCCGGGGUUCUCGUCUCAACAUCAUCAUUGUGGCUGAGGGUGCAGUUGACAAGAAUGGCAAGCCAGUCACCUCAGAGGACAUCAGGAAUCUGGUGGUGAAGCGUCUGGGAUAUGACACCCGGGUCACUGUUUUGGGGCAUGUGCAGCGAGGAGGGACGCCAUCAGCCUUUGACCGAAUCCUGGGCAGCAGGAUGGGUGUGGAAGCAGUGAUGGCACUUUUGGAGGGGACCCCAGACACCCCAGCCUGUGUGGUGAGCCUCUCUGGGAACCAGGCUGUGCGCCUGCCCCUCAUGGAGUGUGUCCAGGUGACCAAAGAUGUGACCAAGGCCAUGGAUGACAAGAGAUUUGAUGAAGCCAUGAAGCUGAGAGGCCGGAGCUUCAUGAACAACUGGGAGGUAUACAAGCUUCUAGCUCAUGUCAGACCCCCGGUCUCUAAGACCGGUGCAUUCACAGUGGCUGUAAUGAAUGUAGGUGCCCCAGCUGCGGGCAUGAAUGCUGCUGUCCGCUCUACUGUGAGGAUUGGCCUGAUCCAAGGCAACCGAGUGCUGGUUGUACAUGACGGCUUUGAGGGCCUGGCCAAGGGUCAGAUUGAGGAAGCUGGCUGGAGCUAUGUUGGGGGCUGGACUGGCCAAGGUGGUUCCAAACUUGGAACUAAAAGGACACUACCCAAGAAGAGCUUGGAACAGAUCAGUGCCAACAUAACUAAGUUUAACAUUCAGGGGCUUGUCAUCAUUGGAGGCUUUGAGGCAUACACAGGGGGCCUGGAGCUGAUGGAGGGUAGGAAGCAGUUUGAUGAGCUCUGCAUCCCAUUUGUGGUCAUUCCUGCCACAGUCUCCAACAACGUCCCUGGCUCUGACUUUAGCAUUGGGGCCGACACAGCGCUCAAUACCAUCUGCACGACAUGUGACCGCAUCAAGCAGUCUGCAGCGGGCACCAAGCGCCGGGUGUUUAUCAUUGAGACUAUGGGGGGCUAUUGUGGUUACCUGGCCACCAUGGCAGGACUGGCAGCUGGGGCCGAUGCUGCUUACAUUUUUGAGGAGCCCUUCACCAUUCGAGACCUGCAGGCGAAUGUUGAACAUCUGGUGCAAAAGAUGAAAACAACUGUGAAAAGAGGCUUGGUGUUAAGGAAUGAGAAGUGCAAUGAGAACUAUACAACUGACUUCAUCUUCAACCUGUACUCUGAGGAGGGGAAGGGCAUCUUCGACAGCAGGAAGAAUGUGCUUGGCCACAUGCAGCAGGGUGGGAGCCCAACUCCCUUUGACAGGAAUUUUGCCACUAAGAUGGGUGCUAAGGCUAUGAACUGGAUGUCUGGGAAAAUCAAAGAGAGUUACCGUAAUGGGCGGAUCUUUGCCAACACUCCAGACUCAGGCUGUGUUCUGGGAAUGCGUAAAAGGGCCCUGGUCUUUCAACCAGUGACUGAGCUGCAGGAACAGACGGAUUUUGAGCACCGAAUUCCCAAGGAACAGUGGUGGCUGAAGCUGAGACCCAUCCUCAAAAUCCUAGCCAAGUACGAGAUUGACUUGGAUACUUCAGACCACGCCCACCUGGAGCACAUCUCUGGGAAGCGGUCUGGGGAAGCUACUGUCUAGACUUAUUUGGAGUAGGGGUAUAGAUUAUCUGAUCAUGGCCAGCUCACCCCCUGCUAGAUCCAAGUGCACAUUAUCUUAGUGUUUUAGCUCUUUUUUUCAUUAGGUUUCCUUUUAUCCUGUAACCAUGAUCGGCUCUGGCCAGGAGCUGGGGGAGGGGCCAGUGAAUGGAGUCUCCUUGGUGAAUUUACCAUUACUUCAACCCCAGCUUCAUCUGUUACACAGGCUGUGUUCCUCUACUGCUACUGCUAGAUGUCAGCUACUGAGAAUUUUCCUAGAAAUAAGCUUUAUUUAUUUCUUUGUGAUAACAAAGAGUCUUAGUUCCUCUACUACUUUUACCACAGGGACAAACUGUAACGACGCUAAUAAAGGCCAUCUAGUCAUUGUG
Molecule: messenger RNA, 2887 nt
Organism: Heterocephalus glaber (naked mole-rat)
Lineage: Eukaryota; Metazoa; Chordata; Mammalia; Rodentia; Bathyergidae
Gene: Pfkm
Product: phosphofructokinase, muscle
Biological process (GO): canonical glycolysis; fructose 1,6-bisphosphate metabolic process; fructose 6-phosphate metabolic process
Cellular component (GO): 6-phosphofructokinase complex; cytoplasm; membrane
Molecular function (GO): identical protein binding; ATP binding; monosaccharide binding
Source: RefSeq, a predicted model, not a curated record